This is a messenger RNA of Sphaeroforma arctica JP610, 155 nucleotides long. RefSeq lists its product as hypothetical. The record is from RefSeq and is a predicted model, not a curated record. The annotation marks the transcript as partial. The transcript has a single exon. Lineage: Eukaryota; Ichthyosporea; Ichthyophonida.
GUGUGCGUGGCGGGCAGCAGUGGAUCUUGCCAUGGGAUGGCAAUUGCAUUCUCACCACCAGUGCAUUUGUAGCCAUUCAAACGGCUGUGCGUAGAUUCGGCAGAGCCACCAAGUAUAUGUACGUCCCUGGGGCGAACGGCAGCAUCAAUCAGAAG